Phyllopteryx taeniolatus (common seadragon) is the source of this 2499-nucleotide messenger RNA. RefSeq names its product CUE domain containing 1b (gene cuedc1b). The record is from RefSeq and is a predicted model, not a curated record. The transcript has 11 exons. Lineage: Eukaryota; Metazoa; Chordata; Actinopteri; Syngnathiformes; Syngnathidae. Bases 410 to 1597 code for a protein of 395 amino acids. Gene Ontology annotation, molecular function: ubiquitin binding.
CCCACGUUGUGCUAUGUGCACCCGAGUAAAGUGACCCAUCCGGUUGCUAGCUAAUCCAUUUUAAUGCUAAGCGCGGACGGCAGAAAAGCGGUUUCCCAUUCCAGUACAAUGAGCCGCUCCACCGUCGCCUUCCCUACACCGGAUCCUCUCUUUUCUACGCGAGACUCAAGCAACUUGUCCUAAAACCUAGACCAAGCUGUGCAUGUACUCCUCAAAUCCCAUAAUUCAGUGUGCCAUGCCAAAUGCAACUGAAUACAACUGUAAGCACUAGAGGAUGUCUAAUGACCCAGAACGGAUUACUCUGCUCAUCAUAGAAUGAGAAACUGAUGAAAAAAGAGAGAACCUGAGGAAAGCUGAACGAUCACACACACAAGGGUCAUUCUCGCAGUAGGUUGGCGAGAACUUGAGGAUGACCAGCCUUUUCCGGCGAAGCAAUAGUAAUGGAGGAUCUAGAAGCAGUGGUGGGAGUGAUGGACAGAGCGAGCUCAACAACAGCAGACCCAACCGCCAGGUCCGCCGCCUGGAGUUCAAUCAGGCAAUGGAAGACUUCAAGAUCAUGUUCCCCACAAUGGACUAUGAGGUAAUUGAGUGUGUGCUACGUUCCAAUAACGGAGCUGUAGAUGCCACCAUCGACCAGCUUCUACAGAUGAGCAUUGAUGGACAGACUUCAGAAGAAAGCUCAGACUCUGAUGACAGCAUCCCACCAGAGAUUCUGGAGAGGACACUUGAACCAGACAGUUCAGAUGAGGAACCACCACCAAUCUACUCACCACCAACGUAUGAUAUGCACAUCUUUGACAGAAAAUAUCCAGAAGCCCCACCAACACCCCCACCAAGAUUUGAAACCCAGCCCCCUUCAGGUCACAAGCAGGUCAAAAGCUUCCGGAAUUGGAACCCCCCAUUGCUUGGAAAUCUCCCAGAUGAUUUCCUGAGGAUCCUGCCUCAGCAAUUAGAAAGUGUAAAGCAGAGUACUCUGGUCGAUUUCUCCAAGCCUGGAUCAUCAUCAUCCUCAUCUUCAGUCUCCUUGAGUCACUGGACAGCCCAGUCAAGUUCUCAGUCUGGAGCUGUAGGGACAACUGGUGGUCCAGAUCUGAUGGCAGGAGCUACAGAGCAAGACAAGAAACUGAAGCAGUAUCUGGAAGAUGAGCGCAUUGCCCUUUUUCUACAGAAUGAGGAGUUCAUGAGAGAGCUCCAGCGAAAUCGGGAGUUUCUUGUUGCCUUAGAGAGAGAUCGCUUGAAGUAUGAAUCAAAGAAAUCAAAGUGCAGUCAUUCAUCGAGCUCGGAGAAUUGCACAGAAUCAUUUUCUGCACCUUCAUCUGAGGCUGUGUCAGAAGAUGCACUGUUCAGAGACAAACUCAAACAUAUGGGCAAAUCCACAAGAAAGAAGCUGUUUGAAAUUGCCAAAACUUUCUCAGAAAAGACGAAGAGGAGAAAGUCAAAAAGGAGAACACUUCUAAACCAUCAUUUAUUGGGUACUGCUCAUUCCACAGCCAAUCUCCUUGAUGAUGUGGAAGGAAACUCCUGUGAGGAAGUAAGUCAAUCAAGAAGAGCAGUCACUCAGGAAGAAAAUGAGCAACGCAGUGAACCUGAUUCAUGAUCCCACUUGCUCCACCAUAUCAUCGUUACCAGUGUGACAUGUCAUGACUCCAUUGGUCGUGGCCUUGAAAGCCCUUCCUAUCCCACUCCACCCAGCCUCACCCUGAUACCAGCCAAUGCAAAACUCAAAACAGUUUUUUGAGGACCCCCCCCCCCCUGUCUUUCCAAGGGGAAGACCUGGACUUUAAACAUAUUUGGCCUGACUGUCAAUAAAUACAUUAUUUCUGUAUUAUAAUAGUUGUUGCUAUACCAUUUUAAUUGUAUAAGGAAUUCUAUUGGUCUUUGCCCUUAUUUUUUAACCCCAUCCUCAAAACCUCUCCUUUGGGGUUCACUAACUAUUCUUGCCUUUGUUACUUUAUAUACAGUAUUCCAUGUUUGUGAUUAAGCAUCCUCAGGUUGGGCAUUUAAAAUCCAGAAUAUGGAAAGUGCCCGUUGUAUACACGAGACCAUAUGCUUUUCCUAUAUUUAGAUUAUUAUUUUUUUUUUUCUCAGCAUCUCUGGGGGUUGCUGAAAAAUAUUUUUCAUGCAUCCAAAUAUUGUCCAUUAAAGCUGAAACUGUCCAAAAGUCAUAUGGCAACAAAUUCAUCAGUUGAUCUUUAACAAGCACUUUUUGCGUGUUUUAAGACAUGUAUACCAAGAGGACCAAGAAUAAGUAUGGUGCUUGUGAUUUCCCUGUUAUUUGAAUUUAUAAUGCAAAAAUGACAGACUGUGCACCAUAUUGACAUGUAUAUCUUGUGACAUGGUUACACCUGCAUACUCCUGACAACAGUCUGUUUUGACUAUGACAUUGUGAUCUCAGUUAAUAUAGAGCUGCAUAUGUGUUCUGGUUGCCCUUUUUAGUCAGUUUACUGAACACAACACAGAGACAUGCACAAAGGAACAAAAAUAAACAAGUAGCGACCA